Acyrthosiphon pisum (pea aphid) is the source of this 1804-nucleotide messenger RNA. RefSeq lists its product as uncharacterized. The transcript is spliced from 5 exons. The coding region runs from base 836 to 1717 and encodes 293 amino acids. NCBI's taxonomy places the organism in Eukaryota, Metazoa, Arthropoda, Insecta, Hemiptera, Aphididae. The record is from RefSeq and is a predicted model, not a curated record.
GAUAAAAGUUACUUCACAAUUAUUAGUAAUUUACAUCAGCUGUCAGAUCUUUCUGUUACAGUGUUACGCCCUGCAUAUUAUAUACCUAUAUAUCUGUACUGAUGACAUAUAGUAGUUUAUUGGUAAUAUAUUUAAGUAACCCUCUACAUAUAUGUAUUAAUUAUUUAAUUAUUGUUAUCUCUCAAAAAAUGGGUUACUUAUCUAUAUGCUUAUGAUAGUAGCCUUUGAUACUAACUAGUAAGUAUAAAAUUAUGUAUAAGAAUGCUAAUUGUAUUGAGAUAAAAAUGCAAUAUAGUAAUGUAAUGUAAAUGUUAGCGACCAGUUUUUUUUUCAGUUUUAUUUUGGACCGGUCAACAAUUUUGUGUCCUCCCCUCUCAAAAACUGAAAUGACGCCACUGAUACCUACCACUAUACCAGGGGGUUCAAGGGUUAUUAUUAUGCCUACACUCAGAUUUGACUGGUGGGUUGGGUGUGUAGAUUAUUAUUUUCAACACACUAGAGAAAAAUAUACUGUGUGCCACUGCUAACAACAACGAAAAAGUAAAAAACUGUGAUUAGAAUCCUAAUUCUUAAUAAUGAGUAGGUAAUGUUGGUCAUUAGUAAUGAGUCAUUACUAAUGACUAACUUAUAUAGUUGUACAUCGGAGGUGAUAUAGAAACAUUGUAAAAACCCAUCAUCGUCAGUAUACUAAUAAAAUAUACCGUUUAUAUACAUUUGUAAAGCCGUCAAAAAAGCCAUUUACGAGAUCCACGGUUUAGCGGUUUACAAUACCCUCGGCGGCGGUGGUUGUACGCACGAAAUAAUUGUUUCUGUGCAAAAUCAGUUGCCUAUUUCCAUGCGUACCGAACUGUGUCCCGAGGGAUCGUCGCAGUACGCGUGCAACGUCAUCGUCGAAAAACCAAAGUGUACCGAAGACAAAAGAACAAUGGAAAUAAAAUAUUUGGUAACAUUGAACGACAAGGCCAAUUAUUUGGCUCGGAUCAGAACUAGCAAGAAAGGUCGAGUCGCUCUGCGCUACCAAAAACUAUUAGCGAGAAUAUCCAAAGUCUUAGCUUCAAACCUUAACAAAACGUUGACAGUUCAAAUAAUGUCCAAGUUGUCGUUGAUCGACACACAUUUUGAACCGGAUUACAGCCGAAUGAAUAUAAAAAAAUUUGUCUUCUGUGCGCCCGGUUUCGGUAUUCGGGAGGUGUUCUGCGCUGCUUGUCCGCCGCACCAUUACAGCCCGGAUAAAUCGAUUGAAUGUUUAAAGUGCGCCAAGGGUUUCCAUCAGCCGGUUGCCGGAUCGGAGAAGUGCGUCAAGUGUCGAAAUAUUUUUGCCAAUGGCUGUUAUAUGAAAGAAGUUUCACCAACAGUUUAUUGGUUUGUGGGUUUAUUAAUUAUAUCAAUAUGUUCAGUCGUCGUGAUUUCCUGUGCAUGUUGUUGCCGUGAAGAGAACGAAAAAAACAUAAAAAUAAUACCAAGGAAAAUAAGAAAAAAAUUUAAAAAAACUAAAAAGUACAGUAUGGCGUCUCCCCCCCAAACAGGAGAAACAUCAGACAAUAGUAGUAUUAUUAGUAAAGGUUAUGGUAAAUUAAAAAACCAUUUAUCAAAGUUUAAAAAAAAAUCUAAACCUAAAAUAAUCGAUUCAAAAAUACCAUUCAAUAACGUACACGAAAAAUAUGGUCAACGGAUUCAGGAUGAUAACCUUACCGAAGAAAAUACAAUAACUGAUUAAUUUUCUAUUUUUGUAAAAACUGUAUAUAAUUAUUUGAUUUCUUAUUCUUACAAUUGUAAUACAUAAAUCUCUUUUUGUCUUCAUAUA